This is a messenger RNA of Dermatophagoides pteronyssinus (European house dust mite), 1958 nucleotides long. RefSeq lists its product as uncharacterized. Gene Ontology annotation, molecular function: G protein-coupled receptor activity. The record is from RefSeq and is a predicted model, not a curated record. Gene Ontology annotation, cellular component: membrane. Gene Ontology annotation, biological process: G protein-coupled receptor signaling pathway. NCBI's taxonomy places the organism in Eukaryota, Metazoa, Arthropoda, Arachnida, Sarcoptiformes, Pyroglyphidae.
GAUUCCAAAUAUGAUAAAUAAUGACUCAGGUUUUUACUGUUGAAUCCUUAUCAAUGGCAGAAUCAGCGAAAAAUUUUGUCGAUACAGGAUCGAUUAUUGCUGAUUCAUUAUCAUCAAUAUUAACAUCAACAUUAACACCAUCAUUAUCAUCAUCAUCAUCAUCAUCAUUAUCAACAGCGGCAAUGAUGAUAAAUAAUGAUCAAAAUGAAAAUUUUACAAAAAAUAUGAAUAAUGAUGAUAAUACUAUUGAAUUAUUUGAAUCGAUAUCCGAUUUUACAAUACAGAAUAUAAUAUAUUCAAUACUUUAUUCAACAGUAUCAUUAGCCGCAAUCGGUGGUAAUGGUAUUGUUAUCUAUUUGAUUGUAAAUUUUCGCCGAAAUCGUCGUUCAGUAACCGAUCUAUUUAUAUUAAAUUUAGCUAUUGGUGAUUUAUUGAUGGCAAUAUUAUGUAUACCAUUUACAUUUACAGCUAAUCUAUUAUUCCAUGCAUGGCCAUUUGGUUCAUUAAUGUGUCGUUUAGUAUCAUAUGCUCAAGCAGUAUUUGUAUUUAUUUCGGCAUAUACAUUGGUUGCAAUCAGUAUUGAUCGUUAUAUUGCCAUUAUUUAUCCAUUAAGGCCACGUAUGACUAAACGUCAUAGUCAAUAUUUGGUUUUAUUUGUAUGGAUAGUAGCCCUUUUAACACCAUUACCAACUGCCUUAUUAUCACGAUUAAUGUUACAAUCAUCAUCAACAUCAAAUAUCGAUCAUAAUAAUAAUAUUAUGGUUGUUGAUAUUGAUCAAACAAAUGUAUCGCAUUCAUUAUCAUCAUCAUCAUCGCCUAUAUCAUUUUGUCAAGAAGAUUGGAAUAAUAAUCAAGAAUAUCGUACAUCAUAUUCAGUAUUAUUAAUGAUAUUACAAUAUAUUUUACCAUUUACUGUAUUGGUUUUUACAUAUACACGUAUUGGAUUAAUGAUUUGGGGUAGACAAACACCAGGUGAACGUGAUGGUGGACGUGAUGCACGUAUUGCUGCAUCUAAACGAAAGAUGGUAAAAAUGAUGAUUACCUGUGUGGUUGCAUUCACAUUAUGUUGGUUACCAUUAAAUAUAUUCAUUAUAAUUGGUGAUCAUUAUCCAGAUAUUUAUCAAUAUGAUCAUAUUGAAUAUGUAUGGGUUGCAUGUCAUUGGUUAGCAAUGUCACAUGCAUCAUAUAAUCCAUUUAUUUAUAUUUGGAUGAAUCAAAGAUUUCGUAAUGGUUUUCGUUUUGUUCUACAACGUUGUUUUUGUAGAUAUCGUUGUUGUCCACGUUCAUUAUCGAUUAAUAAUAAUAAUGGUGGUGGCGGCGGCGGCAGAAAUGAUGGUGGUGGUGGUGGUUGUGGUCAAGGUGUCACAAGUAAUACAUUAAAUAAUAUUCAUAAUAAUAAUCGUCAUAAUAUUGAUGGUGAUUUAGCAACUACAAUCGGUAUUGGUGGUGGUGGUGCAGGUAAUGGUAAUAAUAAUUGUGGUUGUAGCAUCGGUGGUAUUAGUGCUGAUAAUAGUAAUCAUCAAAUAACAUUAAAUAAUAAUAGUAAUCAACAACAAACAACAAUUAUAAUUACCGAUAAUGAUAAUGAUAAUAGUUUAAUGAAAAAUUGUCAAAAUAAUGGUAAUUAUCAUUGUAAAAAGCAUUAUCGAAAAGCAUCUCAACAACAACAAAAAUCACAAACAACAACAACAACAACAACAAUGAAAAAUAAACGUUCAUUUUCAAUGACAGUUGCUGUAAAUUAUUUUAAUCCACAAUUAUUUAAUCGUUAUUCUUGUAAUAAUAAUCAUAAUAAUCAUAAUCAUAAAUCCAAAAUAUACAAUGGACGAUUAAAGAAAAAUGAUCAAUUAUUAAAAAUGGAACAACAACAACAACAACAACAAUCAUUAUCAUCACCAUCAUCAUCAUCAUUAUUAUUAUUAUCAUUGAAAAAUAUUAAUGACAAACAAUAUCAAUGA